CACACCGGGAUGCAAAAUCAAAAUCUUUUGUUCUUUGUUGACAUCGGAAGCAUAAAAUUUUUCGUAUUUUCUCACUAGUUGUUGUUCCUUAUCCGACGAAGUAAAUUGCAAAUAUUUUGCGUUCUUCUACUCAAAUUACUGUUUUGCUCCAGUCCAUAUGUGCUUUCUAAAUGUCUGUACUGGUUUCCUUGUGCCUGCUGAAGAUUGAAAUUAUCGACGACGAAAACACCACCAUGAGUAGUACCGCGGAAGAAAAUGCUGCUGCUGGUGGCGGCGGUGCCUCGUCUGUUGAUCAUCCCAUCAAUCCUCGGCUACAGCGGGAUAUGCGUGGCCAGCGGAAACCGAAAAAGAUCUCCAUCGAAAGCUACCGGAAUCGGUUGGAUUCGUCGUCGGCGGAACUGGUCGGUGGCGAUGAGUCGUAUUAUGCCGGAGUCCUACCGAAAGGCUCACGCGAGCAAACACCAAUGGACGAAAUUGGUCCGGUUUCGGCCGUGCAGGAGUUCCCCGGGGAGAUUAACUUUUUCUCCGGCAAUCCGUUCGUAGAGGUCACCAAAGGGAUCCUGCAUCUAUUUAAGCGGAACGAACGCGCCGAUAUUACCGACGGGCCAUCAAAAACGCUGUGUCUGAUCGCGGUGCCAUCGUCACUGAAUUGCCAUGACAUUCUGAAUUUUAUCGCCCCAUGCCACUCGGUGAUACAGCAUGUGCGUAUCUUACGCGACGGUUCGCCCAAUCAGUUCAUGGUCCUGCUGGAGUUCCGUACCGUGGAAGCAGCCGUCGAGUUCUAUCAAACCUUCAACGGCGCUCCGUACAACAGCCUGGAGCCGGAUUCGCUCUGUCAUGCCGUGUGGGUUUCGGCAGUAGAGUGGGGUGACGAUGGGAUCGCCCCGCAAGGUCACACCGAGCUGCCCAUGUGCCCCGUCUGUCUGGAACGGAUGGACGAAAGUGUGGAUGGCGUGCUGACGAUUCUGUGCAACCAUGCUUUUCACGCGGGAUGCCUGAUCAAGUGGGGCGACUCCACCUGCCCGGUCUGCCGGUGCAUCCAAACGCCGGAACUGUCCGAGACUUCCGUGUGCAUGGAGUGCGAGGGGACGGAAGCGCUUUGGAUCUGCUUGAUCUGCGGACACAUUGGAUGUGGUCGGUAUCAGGGUGGACAUGCCGCCUCGCACUAUCGAGCCACAAAUCAUACGUACGCGCUUCAGUUGGGAACCAAUCGCGUUUGGGACUACGCUGGGGAUAACUUUGUGCAUCGACUGUUGCAGAGUAAAUCCGAUGGGAAAUUGGUGGCCACCCAGUCACCAGGCAACGACGGCGAUGAAAAGAUCGACUCGAUGCAGUUGGAAUUUACAUAUCUAUUGACUUCGCAGCUGGAUGCCCAGCGGGAGUAUUACGAGGAGAAACUGAUGCGAGUGGAAGGCAGUAUAGUUGGGGAAAAGCAGAAGCUCAUACAGGAUGCAGAGGAAAUCAAGAAGAAAAAUGUUUCACUGGAGGGUAAAAUUCAGGCGUUGAGCAAGGAGAAAACAAAUCUGGAGAAGAAGAUCAAUCAACUUUCAGCUAAAAUGACAACAGUACUCAAAGAGCUCUCGGAGGAGAAACAAUUCGGCAAGACACUCCAAUCGAAUCAGUCCUCGUGGCAGAGCAAAUUUGCAUCGCUGGAGAAGAAAUGCACCGAGAAAGAACAGGAGGUGACCGAGCUGAGGGAACAGGUUCGCGAUCUGAUGUUCUAUCUGGAAGCCCAGAACAAGAUAGCUAAUUCGGAGCUGAAGGACGAGAUAGCCGGGGCAUCGGUGGAAGUACCCAAAACCGCAAAGCGACGCUCCAAAAAGAAGUAAUCGCUCUUUAGAAAGUAAAGUUACUCUGUAGAAUGUCAGUUAUCAGUGUUAGUAAACGUUUCAAUACUGUGCUUAGGACUCGAACCGAUGACGCUUUUGCAAACGAUAAGCAACUCUUAGGUCAUGGGACUCUCAAAGGCGAACGAUUAUAUUACUAGACCAUCAUUUGAAAGAGGGGUAUAAUUUCAAAUUCGAAAUAUUCAGGCAGCGAAUACUAUGGAUUCUGAAGUAAUAUUUAGUGUGUUGAACUAGCUAUAGCAGAACUUAUCUUUUUUAUCUGUUGUAGGUAUUGCAGAAAUAAAUUAAACCGUUCAUACUAAAUUGUUUGUAUGCUGUUUGUUAUUGACGCAAUAUAUUUAAUAAUUUAUAACGAUUCUUCCUUUAUUACCCAUGGGUAAGUUGAUGCGGAAGUUUAGUAGUUUACACUUACGUUCUUGUACCAUUUCAAAUGUUGGUCUAGGUAUCUUAACUUAUGGCAAGUUGUGAUUGUGAUAUUUCCUAUCGAUAUGAAAAAUAAACUAUUUGCGUGAAUUAA
Messenger RNA from Aedes albopictus (Asian tiger mosquito), 2364 nucleotides. Its product is annotated as BRCA1-associated protein. Gene Ontology annotation, biological process: Ras protein signal transduction; protein ubiquitination. The record is from RefSeq and is a predicted model, not a curated record. NCBI's taxonomy places the organism in Eukaryota, Metazoa, Arthropoda, Insecta, Diptera, Culicidae. Gene Ontology annotation, cellular component: cytoplasm. Bases 171 to 1829 code for a protein of 552 amino acids. The transcript is spliced from 4 exons. Gene Ontology annotation, molecular function: zinc ion binding; ubiquitin protein ligase activity; nucleic acid binding.